GUCAACUUCACGCAUGUGAUCAGCUAGAGCAAAGAAAAUGGUGUCUGUAUUGGACAGUUACAUAGAUUUCACCGAAGAACAAGAGAUUAUUAACAGUGCCACGCAGAAGAAGGCGGAAGUUGAGAGAGCAAAAGAUGAUAGAGACCGAGAGCUUGAGAUGAGGAUCAAGAGUAUUGAAGAGUAUUUUGUCAGGCUGUCCUGGCGUCAUAAAAAAAGCUACAUAAUCGCUAUGGCAUCACAAACUCAGCAUUCAGAAGUGCUGGUCAGGGGUCUAGCCUAUAUCUACACUUGUUUCGGAAAAUUUGCCGCUUUUGCCGAUACCAGGCCGGAAGUUAAAUUGGAAGUCAAUCAAAUUUUGAUCGAUCACGACAGAACACUGGACAAAGCUUAUCUCCGAGAAAUAGGUAUAAACGAUCUGCAAUGGAUUAACACGCUAAACAAGGACAAACAGUUAAAACUAUUUAUAGAGCUGUUGAGAUUGGGUGGGAAUGGCUUGAAAAGGAAGCUAUAUAUUCCUCUGUUGGGUAUAUACAAAAAGUUUGUUUUAAAAGCGGAAAGUAUGCAGAUCUAUGGCAUGGCCGAUGACACGGAUUUGGAACAAAUUAUAGCCAAUGAACUGGAUGAUACCGACAAAUAUCCGCAAGAUCACCCCAUGUCUGUUGAAGUUUCAAAAAUGCGAAAAAAAUGGGACGACUUUAUAAAAAAAUAUCGACAAGAAGUAUUCCCAAUUGCUACAAAAAACGAAAAACCCGACAAAAAACCUGACAAAAAAGGCGAGAAAACAUCAACGAAACCUGAAAAAACCGCCUCGAAAAAAUCAAAAAAGAAAGAAAAAGAAUCGGAUGUAGUUCUAGACUGGAUCCAGAUUCUUCCGAUCUGGGUAACAAAAAAGAUUUUUAGUUACCUAGACCUGAAAACUCUGAAGGACAUUAAAAAAGUUAACGCCUAUUGGUCCUACGCGAGUGAUAGUUUGAUCAAAGACCGAACUUGCAGAAAAUUCAUCGACGAAACUUUGGAGAAAUUGAAGCAAAACGUUAAUCCGGAAAUUUUAAAACAAUGCGAGGAAGAGUUCGCGAUGGAAACAGGACAUAGAAGACGACUUAGUCCCGGAGACAGAAGACUAAUGCUGCUGAAAUCUCGAGGUGCUAUAAAAGAAGAAAUGAAAACAAAAAUCAAAAAGUCUGAAAAGUGUAAAGAGAAUAUCAUAACAUCCCUGGCAAAAUCAGAAAAUGUCUGUCUGCCUAUAGAAAAGUUAGAUGCAUUUCCAAGACUGAUCAAGGAAGAUUCCUUGAUCUAUAACGAGUUCCCUUGUUUAAUGAAGGAUGUAAACAUCCUAAUCAAUAUCGAGGAUGAUGUAAGAAGACAAAGAGACACUUUGACUUAUUCUCUAAGUUGUCAGUUGAGUGAUAUAUUCAGUGUGAGCCAAAUAACUUUGGAAGAUUGGUAGAUAAAUAAAUAAAUAAUAAAAUAAUU
Molecule: messenger RNA, 1473 nt
Organism: Sitophilus oryzae (rice weevil)
Lineage: Eukaryota; Metazoa; Arthropoda; Insecta; Coleoptera; Curculionidae
Exons: 3
Coding region: 38-1447 (469 amino acids)
Molecular function (GO): protein binding
Source: RefSeq, a predicted model, not a curated record